AUGAGGGUCAACAAGAGCGAAGUAGUUCCUGGAGCAAUCUUCUACCUACCUGCAAAGGAUAAACUACCACCUGAUGCAGUGUUACCAGUACUUGUUACACCACCGGCAAAUACUAAACAUUCGAAAGAAUCUGCCGCGAGUGGUAUCUACAAUCAUCCUGUCGUUAUAAUCACCUCUUAUCACAACAAUUCAUCAUUGGACACGGUCUAUACAGGAUCAAAAACUUGGACCAAGACUAAACUGCGCUGUGGUCAUUUGCCAAUUCAUCCAAAUGGCCCGCAUCCAGAUCGUGACGAAUCGAAGAAGAAAUCAGCUAAAAGAUUACCGACACUCUUUCUAGCAGAUGAUCUUGAACUCAAGACUAAACACUCAUGGGUUAACAUCUACGACGUGUAUAAGAUGGAAAUUUCGCUGCUAGCCCCGUAUUGGCGUGUCAAAGAUGAGGAGAAGACAGUGUAUCGUCUGGGAUCGCAGUCUGUGGAUCAAAUGCGCUCACGUUGCAAGCAUCUGAGAGACUAUAAGCCUGGAGAGCAGUGGCCAAAGCCAGACUCAAAAGCACCAGUGUCUCAGCUAAAUCCCAGCACAUACGAAGAAGAGUUCCCAGCUUUAGGUUCCAAAUAG
Molecule: messenger RNA, 621 nt
Organism: Parastagonospora nodorum SN15
Lineage: Eukaryota; Fungi; Ascomycota; Dothideomycetes; Pleosporales; Phaeosphaeriaceae
Exons: 2
Coding region: 1-621 (206 amino acids)
Source: RefSeq, a predicted model, not a curated record